Messenger RNA from Acromyrmex echinatior (Panamanian leafcutter ant), 6158 nucleotides. It is a transcript of the gene Kdm5, whose product is annotated as Lysine demethylase 5. Lineage: Eukaryota; Metazoa; Arthropoda; Insecta; Hymenoptera; Formicidae. Gene Ontology annotation, biological process: regulation of DNA-templated transcription; chromatin remodeling. Gene Ontology annotation, molecular function: histone H3K4me/H3K4me2/H3K4me3 demethylase activity; DNA binding. The record is from RefSeq and is a predicted model, not a curated record. Gene Ontology annotation, cellular component: chromatin; nucleus.
GCUUUCGCUCGAAUUUUAAGUGCGUGCAUGCUAGCCAACGCGUGACGCGUCGGAAGUAGCCACAAGUACCGUGCCUCCGAAAUCCGAAUCAUGGGCUCGAGAAGCCUUGAGAAUCGUCCCUGUGGAAAUGGGAAUCAACCACGUUGUGCCCAAGAUGUGGCUUGCGACCGCACCGAGACCGACUUUGAGUUCACGGUGCCGCCGGAAGCACCGGUGUUUGAGCCGACCAACGAGGAGUUCCACGACCCCCUCGCCUACAUCGCCAAGAUACGACCGAUCGCCGAGAGGUCCGGCAUCUGCAAGAUUAAACCGCCACCCAACUGGCAGCCACCAUUUGCCGUGGACGUAGACAAGUUCAAAUUUGUUCCGAGAAUACAAAGGUUAAAUGAAUUAGAAGCCAAAACCAGGAUAAAGCUUAAUUUUUUAGAUCAAAUUGCAAAGUUUUGGGAGCUUCAAGGUUCCUCCUUGAAAAUUCCGCUUGUGGAACGUAAGGCUCUGGACUUGUAUUCCUUACACAAAAUAGUCACGGACGAAGGCGGUAUAGAAACUGUGACUAAGGAAAGAAGAUGGGCAAAAAUUGCCAAUAAACUGGGUUAUCCAUCUGGACGAAGUGUAGGCAGCAUAUUGAAGAAUCACUAUGAAAGAAUUUUAUAUCCCUUUGACGUUUUUAAGCAAGGAAAGACAUUGUCAGAUAUUAAAAUUGAACCGGACUCGGAUGUUAAUGAGAAGAAAGAUCGUGAUUAUAAGCCACAUGGUAUAAUAUCUCGGCAGCAAAUUAAACCACCGAAUGAAAAAUUUUCGCGACGGUCUAAGCGAUUUUCCGGGCAAGAAGAGAAGCAAGAUAUAUCGAUUAAACAGGAAGAUUGCAAGGAGGAAUGUGACUCGGACAAUGAGUGCAAGGACAAGAUUAAGAGCAGAUAUUUCAGUAGCGAUGUGGAUAAAAGCAAAGAACUUAAAAAAUUACAAUUUUACGGACCAGGCCCGAAAAUGGCCGGCUUUAAUACCAAAGAGGGAAAAAAAUCUAAUAAAACGCGUGGCUUGAAACUCGUUUACGACUUUGAUCCUUUGGCAAAAUAUAUUUGUCACAAUUGCGGGAGAGGCGACAAUGAAGAAAAUAUGUUGUUAUGUGACGGAUGUGAUGACAGCUAUCAUACGUUUUGCCUUAUGCCACCAUUGACGGAAAUACCAAAGGGAGACUGGCGAUGUCCCAAAUGCGUUGCCGAAGAGGUCUCGAAGCCAAUGGAGGCAUUUGGUUUCGAACAAGCGCAGAGAGAAUACACGCUGCAGCAAUUCGGAGAAAUGGCCGAUCAAUUCAAGAGCGACUACUUUAAUAUGCCUGUGCAUAUGGUUCCAACAUCACUAGUGGAAAAGGAGUUUUGGCGAAUAGUCUCGUCCAUUGAUGAAGACGUGACUGUAGAAUACGGUGCCGAUUUGCAUACAAUGGAUCAUGGAUCUGGAUUUCCAACCAAAACCAGCGUUAAUUUAUUCACUUGUGAUCAAGAGUAUGCUGAAUCUUCGUGGAAUUUGAAUAAUUUGCCAGUUCUACAUGGAAGCGUUCUGGGUCACAUCAAUGCUGACAUUAGUGGCAUGAAAGUUCCUUGGAUGUAUGUCGGCAUGUGCUUCGCAACAUUUUGUUGGCACAAUGAAGAUCAUUGGAGCUAUUCUAUUAAUUAUCUACAUUGGGGCGAACCAAAGACAUGGUAUGGAGUACCAGGUUCUCAGGCGGAACGCUUCGAACAAUCCAUGAAGUCCGCCGCUCCAGAACUGUUUCAUAGCCAGCCCGAUUUGUUGCAUCAACUUGUUACUAUCAUGAAUCCAAACAUAUUGACAAGUGAAGGAGUACCAGUAUUUAGGACAGAUCAACAUGCAGGUGAAUUUGUCGUGACAUUUCCGAGAGCAUACCACGCAGGCUUUAAUCAGGGUUACAAUUUUGCAGAAGCUGUCAAUUUUGCACCUGCAGAUUGGCUUAAGAUUGGACGAGAUUGCAUCACGCAUUAUUCAAAUUUAAGAAGAUUCUGCGUGUUUUCCCACGAUGAACUAGUUUGUAAAAUGUCGUUGGAUCCAGAUUCGUUAGAUAUCGGAGUCGCAACUGCCACGUAUCACGAUAUGUUGCAAAUGGUGGAGGAUGAGAAAAAAUUACGGAAAAACUUGCUAGAAUGGGGCGUGACUGAGGCAGAACGCGAGGCUUUCGAGCUUCUACCGGAUGACGAGAGACAGUGCGAAGCAUGCAAAACUACCUGUUUUUUGAGUGCAGUUACAUGUUCGUGCCACAGCUCGCAGUUAGUUUGUCUGAGGCACUUUGCUGAUUUGUGUACGUGUCCACCAGAAAAGCAUACGCUGCGUUAUCGAUAUACGUUAGACGAAUUACCUAUCAUGUUGCAAAAAUUAAAAUUGAAAGCCGAGUCGUUUGAUUCAUGGGUGGCCAAAGUGAGAGAAGCGAUGGAUCCUAAGAACGAUAAAAUUGAAUUAAACGAGUUGAAAGAACUUCUGAAUGAAGCUGAGAACAAAAAAUUCCCCGAAAGUGAACUAUUGACGGCUUUAACAACCGCUGUGCAAGAUGCUGAGAAAUGCGCAAGCGUUGCACAACAGCUAUUAAACAAUAAACAACGUACAAGAACCAGGCAGACAGUUGAUACCAAGUAUAAACUCACUGUAGAAGAAUUAACACUUUUUUACAAAGAAAUAACCAAUCUAUGCUGUGAACUUAAGGAAUCAGAUGGUGUAAAAUUUAUACUUGAUCAAGUAUUACAAUUUCAAAAGGAUGCAGAAGAAUUGGAGUCCAAAGAAGAUUGCGACAUUGAGAAAUUAGAGAAAUGCAUUGAUUUUGGUGAUUCUAUCUGCAUUGAAUUACCUCAACUAGUACGAUUGAAACAAAAAUUGACACAAAUACAGUGGCUAGAUGAAGUAAAAUCUCUUCAAGAUGAUCCGAAAUCUGUUAGUCGUGAAGAGAUGAUUAAGUUAAUCGAAAAAGGCAUGACAAUACCACCUCAUGUCAGUGUUGAAAAUACAUUGUCAGAAUUGCACGCGUUAACAAAGGCAAUCGAUAAGUGGGAAGAGAAGGCCAAAGUGUUUCUUAACACCAAAAAUAGACGAACCAUUGCAGCUGUAGAGGAGUUUAUUCACGAAGCAGAUAAAGUUGAAGCGUAUUUACCGAGUUUGGAUACUCUUCAAGAUAUAUUGAACAAAGCAAAGAAUUGGACGAAAUUGUUUGAUGAUAUACGAGCGAGAGAAAACUUUCCUUAUUACGAUACAUUGGAUGACUUGUUAAGAAAGGGAAGAAAUAUCCCUUUGCAUCUAAAUGAUCUUCCAACGUUGGAAUCUACUCUCUUGGAGGCGAAAACAUGGAAAGAAAGGACCGCGAGAACUUUUUUGAGGAAAAAUUCGCACUAUACGCUAAUGGAAGCUCUGUCGCCGCGAAUCGGCGUCGGUGUACAGGCAAUGAAAACUAAAAAGAACAAGGGCGACGAAUCCAUAGGUGCCGUUUGUGUUUGUGAUACAAAAUUGGACGACUCCAGCGACUCGGCGAACGUGGUAGCUGCCUUCAAACUUGCAGAACAACGCGAAAUGGAAGCGAUGAGAAGCUUGAGAGAAAGAAAUUUAAUGAAGAUGAAAGCAGAAGCGGAAGAUUCCAAGUAUUGUGUUUGUCGGCGGCCGAGAUUCGGCAUUAUGCUUCAGUGCGAGCUUUGCAAGGAUUGGUUUCACACAAACUGUGUACCUUUGUCUAAGACACUGUACAAAGGUAAAUCGCCAGGACCGAAGGAUAUGAAAUUUUUAUGUCCAUGCUGUCAACGUUCUCGACGACCUCGUCUGGAAACUAUAUUGGCUCUCUUAGUGAGUCUUCAAAAAAUUCCGAUCCGAUUGCCGGAGGGAGAAGCGUUACAGUGCUUAACUGAACGUGCGAUGAAUUGGCAGGAUCGAGCGAGAAAAGCAUUGUCUACCGACGAAGUUUCAUCGAUACUGACAAAACUUUCUGUAAUGUCGCAAAAGUUAGUGGAAGCUGCGGCAAGGGAGAAAACGGAAAAAAUUAUCAGCAGCGAAUUGAAAAAGGCAGCGAAUAAUCCUGAACUGCAUCAAAGAGUGCAAGCUAUCGCGCCCCUCAGCGGAGUACAUUCAGAUGAUAGCACGCCUAGUACUGCUGAUGACGAUGACGAUGUUAUUACUCUGGAUGAUGAACCAACAUGUAGUACUUUCAAUAGUAACGAACACGCAUAUUCAUACAUCUCGAAAAUUCGGCGGAAAACUCAAUUGAGUGAUAAUGAAUCAUUCGGCACAUUAUCUUCAAGCACGAGAUCACGUUUGGAAGAACUUAUGAUGGAAGGUGACCUAUUAGAAGUUGCCUUAGACGAAACACAACACAUUUGGCGUAUAUUGAGUUACAUGAAUAGCCACAAUACCAUGCGGAAAUACAAAUCGCUUGAGGAAGUUCAAGCAAAUCAGGAGAUGAAAGAUGUGAAGAAACGGGGUAGAAAGAGGAAAUCGGAGGAGUUUGAAUUACAUAAGAAAGUUGGACGUCAAAAAGUUGAAGAGAAAAACGUAAUUAAACGUAGCAAAAGCAGCGGCCCUAUCACUAAGGAGAAGAGGCAGAGCAGUUCACCAGUUCCUAUGAAACGUGGACCUCGAAAGAUGAAACGCAAAAGUGAAGGUGAGGAAAGCCCUAGAAAGCGAGGUGGUAAUCGCACAAAGAAGACUAAGCAAGAAAGUUCGGAUGAGGAGGAUGAUUGCGCAGCGGUUAACUGCUUACGGCCUAGUGGUAAGGAAGUUGAUUGGGUUCAGUGUGAUGGUGGCUGCGAAGGUUGGUUCCAUAUGCAUUGUGUCGGAUUGGAUCGUACAGAAAUUGCGGAGGAAGAUGAUUAUAUUUGUAGCAACUGUAAAGAAGCCGAUCAAAGUGCAUCGUCCCAGGAGUACCAUGGCAGUACCACUGACACGGAAGCUGGUGUCUAGGAAAACGACAUUCCUCGUCCUAGGAUUCACUAGCCCACUUCGUGUCGUCUGCUAGCUCCGCACGAGGCUCCGGGGCGAUAAUAACGACUCUCGAUUUAUCAACUCGCGAUGCAAAGUUAAUAAUUAAUAGUUGUUUUUUUUUUAUCAAAUUACUACAAAUCGUACAUUAUUCGAGCAUAAUUUAUGAGCGAACAAGCGAAUGAGCGAACUUAAGAUGCAAAGUAUUAUAGCAUAAUCGCGCGAGACUUAUGAUACAGCGAUCUUACAUUGAUAAACAUUUCUUUAUCAACAUUUCUUUAUGGCUUCAUAUGUAUUUGCUAAAAUAUUUUUAAAUCCUAAAAGCAUCGCUAGUCAUCUACGUUUAUCUAUACUUAUGAAAUUUCUGUUUACAAGUAGAAACAACACUGCACAAUGCAUAUUAAAAAAUUAUUUUUGUGCUUCCACACACAUGCGCGCGCGCGCGCAUCUUCAAAUUCAAUUGAACGAAGAUAUGAAUGCCCAUUUUAUCUUAAUACGCACGAUUAUGAAAGUAUUCGUCUAUAUUUCAUCUGUGUUAUUUUGUUAGAUUGUUAUUUUGUGAAAAAUAAAAUAAAUUGUAGAUUUCAUUUCAUAUAGACAGCGGACGAAUCACGGAUGAACCGUGAUGUACGCCUUUAUAAUUAUAUAAUCGAUUUAAUCCGAAAAAGAAUAUUAAUUCCAUUUUUUGAAUUUUGUAUCGCGCCUUUCUCUGUGAACAAUACAAAGUAGUUUCUACGCGAGAUGAUUAAUUAUUUAUAAUUACGGGAUUGCAUCAUUUGCAGCAACUUUAAAUACACGGUCUAUAACGUGUUACCUUAACUAUUAAGAUUGGUAUACCUUGAAAUAAGGGGUACAUUACAAAUUGAUCCAAACAACGAUGAUGUUAUGCUGCGAAAUAUUCUCAGUACAGCGAUGAUUGCAACCAGUCGUUUCCGAAAUACAUUGUUGCGUACUGUUGCGUAUCAUUGAGGCGAGAUGUCCGUCGAUCUUUUGUAUCGGCUUUUAGAACAUCUAUUGGAUGCACAAAGCGACAAGCGAGGAUUUCUUUUACGCCGAUCGUAUGUACAGAAUAGACUGAGAGAUGUGUGUACUACAAUUAAAUUAGAUUGUAUACAUAUAGGGUAUUAGAAUAUAUCAGAUUAUAGAAUAAACGUAAGCUAUAGUUUGUAUAAAAUAAAAGGAAACGAUUGAGACAAGCA